AUGAUUUGCUCAAAAUUAGACUUAUUUUCUUAACCUUUUCUUUUCAAAAUAAAUAAUAACUAACUUAAGAAAGGAACUAUAUAAGGAGUUAUUACUUCUUUAGGGAUUUUCGGAAUAAUGAUUGCUUAUUUUGUAUACUUGACAAUGCAAUAUUUCGGUAAUAAAUUUGAUCCCAUAUUUAGAUCCCAAAGUUUUGUUACUAAUGAUUUAAUUGAAAUACCUUUUCAUGAGGAUUUGGUAGCAUUUUAAUUAAUUCAAAGUCCUGGAAAAACAAUAGAGUAGUACUAAAAAGAAAUGAAUUUAACAUAUGUAGUUCCAUUGGCAACUAUUGGAUACUAAAACAAAACCUAAUAUGAUAAUUUUUAUGUUAAAGUUAUCGAAUGCUCAAAUCCUCAACUAUAAGGAUACCAUUGCUUAGAUUUUUCAAACUAAACAAUUAAGAAUUUAGUAGUAAAUACAAAUUAACAUAUUUUUUCUGUUAUAUCAAUAUAUAUUUACUCUUGUUAAGUCAUAGAUAACAUCAAAACGUUUAUGCCAAACAACUGCGCUAAUUAAACUGAUAUUGAUGAGUUUAUUGAUGGUUCAUAUACAUAACUUCAUCUAAAGCUAUUUACUUAACAAUAUAACACUACAAGCAAAUAAGUAUAAGUUAAUUUUAAGAAUUACAUGAUGUUUCCCUAAUCAUCUUAAUACAUUAUAAAUUCACAAAAUAUUUAAAAUUAAAUAACAAAAGUUAGAGAUGGUUUUGUUAUUUAAUAAGAAGAAAAAUAUACUGCACCUAUCUAGUAUGUCUUUGAAAAUUAAUCUUUUCCAAACUAUGAGAAUCCUUACAUUUAAGUCAACCUUUAAAUCGAUGAAGUCAUAUAGUACACGUCUAUAUAGUUUAGCACUUUUCCAGCAAUUUUAGCACUAGUUAAUAGCGCUUUCAGUCUUCUAUUACUGUUAGGAUUUUUUUGUAGAAGUUUUGCUAAUAAGUCGAUUUUGCAAGAUUUUUUUUGCGUUUUUUUGUAAAAUAUGCAUCAAAAUCUCUAUGAAGAAGUCUUGAAACAAAAUAAAUUAUUUGAAUAAAAGGCAACCACGACUUAAAUUGAAACUAAAGCAAACAAAUUAAUUAUUGGUUAAGAAAUAGCUGAGAGAGAAGUAGCUAAUAAUAUCAAUAUACAUUAAUUUACAGCUAAAUCUAUAGUUCAAAUCGAAUAAAAUGUACAAACAUAAAUAAAUACAACAAUGAAUAACAUUUAAGAAGAAAUUUCAAAGUCAGAAGAUGAUAAAAAAACAAACGUUGAAAAUUAAUCAAUCUAAAUAAAAAAAUAUUCAAAAUAAUUAAAUAAUUAAAAAACAGAUAAUAAAAAUUAGAGAACUAACACAGAUGUUUUUUAAUACAAUAAUACUAUACUGACAAGUGCUUCAAACGAUAUUAAAAAUUAAAAUGACUCUUAUCAAGAAGAUAUUCUUAAAGCGUCUCCAAGGAUAUAACUAAGUCCUCUUAAAACCGACCAGUCUGAGAUUUAAACAUAAAGAGGUUUGAUAUGUCUAAGUAAAAUUCCCUACUCUGCAAGUAUAGUUUAAAAAAGUGAAAGACAAACUAAUACUUCUCUAUGUUAAAAAGAUGCCACAAUGUGUCUUACUCAAAACUAAUUUCAACAAUCUAAUCAGAUAAUCUAACAAAAUUAACAAAAAAUCUAAGAUAAUUAAAAGCCUAAGCUUGAUAAGAAAGACAUACUAUCAACCCCAAAGAGACGUAUUAAUACAAUAGAGUAUUAUAUCUAAAAGUUUAGGACAAUACAAGAUUUAAAUAUUUUCCAAAAGUUUACUCAAAUAAAUUUUGGCUACAGAUUUACACUCUAAAAGCUAAAUUGCUUCAGAAAGAAAGACGAUGAAGAUUAGGACCAAAAGAGUUUAAGCGUCUAAUAAAAAACGUUUAUAGAAUAGUAAGUGCUAAAAAGUAUGAAUGUAUUAGAAUUAUUAAAAGAUGUGAUAUUUAUAAAGAAAGCAAUUAUGAUACUCCUCACUAAAGACUAAUUAGCAGCAAUAAAGCUUGUUGGCUAUACUGAAAAUUACAUACAAGAUACCUAUCUAUAAAAAAAUGCCGGAAAACACUAAAGAUAGAAUACUUAUUUUGAAAAACAGCUAGAUAUUUUUGAUUCCACAGAGUUAUCAUGCCAAUACAUUAAAAAAUUUAUCUAAAAAUGCAACAGUAGUAAAACUUUAGAUAAAGUCGACGAAAGGAUUUUGUCUUCAAUUAAUAAGAAUACAUAUAAUUUAUGUUGA
Messenger RNA from Tetrahymena thermophila SB210, 2271 nucleotides. RefSeq names its product transmembrane protein, putative. Lineage: Eukaryota; Ciliophora; Oligohymenophorea; Hymenostomatida; Tetrahymenidae. The transcript is spliced from 3 exons. The record is from RefSeq and is a predicted model, not a curated record.